UUUAUAUUAAUGUAUUUUCUUAUCUACGUUUUUGAUUAGUGAUUGUGUUGUAUUAAUGUUUAAGUGUAUAGUGUGUGUGUCAAUUUGUGUUCUUUAAUCUAUUUCAAUUAAAGUUAUCAUCAAAGAGACCGUUAUCACUACGAAUGUGUAACAUUCGUACUCACAUUCAGUCUUAGUCGUCGUGUCAAGAUGCUGUCGCGAUGCGUGGUGUCUCAGGUCAAACAUAACUCCUAUUUCCUGGUGGGACUGGCACUGGGGCUGUGGCUGGCGCUGGCAACGAUCCCGCUAGAGGAUGAUGUGACCCCGGCGGCGUGCAGCGCAGCGGGGUCCCCGCCUAUCGUGGACGAGUGGGAGCCGGUACGCGAGCAGCGCGAAAUGGGCGCCGCGGGCGCAGCGGGUCGCAGCGUGCAGCGGCCGCGCUACUACAGCACGGAGCUGGGUAUGCGCGCGGGCCUGCUGGCGGGCGCGCUCAGCUCUGAGGCGGCGCUGGCUGGCCGUGCAGCGGCGCUCAACCGUACAGCGGCGCGCCUGCUUCCCGCGUUACGGUUUUUCAUCACGGCCAGCGCGCUGCGUUCCGCGCCUGCGGGCGCCAACGUGGUCGGCUUCACUGAUACCAGAGAAAUGCUCAAGCCCUUCCAUGCACUGAAGUAUCUCGCCGACAACUAUCUGGAGGAGUACGACUUCUUCUUCUUGGUGACAGAUGCGACAUAUGUGAAUGCCCAAAGACUGACUGAGCUAGUUUCCAAGCUAAGCGUCAGCCAGGAUGUGUACAUGGGAACUGUGGCCGAUGAUGACACACAAUACUGCUCAUUAGAGAGCGGGAUCCUGUUGUCGAACUCUGUGCUGCGCGCGGUGCACGGCGCGCUGGACUGGUGCGUGCGCAACUCCUACUCGCCGCACCACCACGAGAACAUCGGCCGCUGCGUGCUGCACGCCGCCCACACCGUCUGCACCUCCGCGCUCCAGGGCGAGAGCUACGUGUCGUGGCGCGUCGGCGAGGCGGGCGCGGGGGGCGAGCUGGCACCCGCGCUGGCCGACGCGGUGACGGCGCAUCCGGUGCACGACCCCCACCACAUGUACCAACUGCACGCCUACGUCUCCAGGGUACUGCUGCAGCGUGCGCAGGCGCAGGUGGCGCGGCUGCGAGUGCAGGCGGCGGCCAGUGCGCGCCGACACCCGCGCGGCUUCCGCAACGCCACCUGGCCGCCCGGCCUGCGCAACUCGCCCGGACUCGCCUCCCCGCCCCCCAACAACAGGUUCGACCAUCUGCGCUGGACCACCUUCAACACCACGCACGCGCUGAUGCCGGACGACCACCGCACCGCCGCGCCGCUCAGCACCGCCACGCGCCGCGCCAUUGAUGUCAGUCAACAUCUUUUCCUGGCGCUGGCGGAGGCGGGCGCCUGGGCGCGCCGGCGCUGGGCCGCGGGCAGCGUGCGUCUGCUGGAGGGCGCCUGGUGCUGGGAGCCCCCGCACGCGCUGCGCUACCGCCUGCUGCUGACACGCGUCAUGUGCACCGACAAAUGUUCUCGAAUAACCUCAUCGAUGUUCCCGUUCGAGGAGGCGAGCGGCGAGGUGGUGCGCCAGGUGGAGGUGGCCCGGCCGCUGGGCGCCGCGCGCCUCGUGCCCGCGCGCUACGUCACCGAGAGCGCGCGCGUGCUGCUGCUGGUCGCGCUGGCGGCGCCGCACGCCACCCUCGCGCUCGACCUGCUGGCGCGCUACGACUCCGUCUGUCUGCAGCGCGACAGGAACACCGCGCUCAUGCUGGUGCUGGCGACGCGGAACGACAGCGCGGUGUUCGAGCCGGUGCGCGCGGCCGUGGAGGCGCUGGCGGGCGCGCACCGCGGCGCGCAGCUGGACGUGCUGGAGGCGCCGCUGGCCGCGCCCGCCGACAGCGCCGAGGACCCGCACGAGCUGCUGGCGCGCGCGCAGCUGGCGGCGCUGCGCGAGGCGCUGCCCCGCCUGCCGCCCGACACGCUGGUGCUGCUCGGCGUGCCCCACAUGGAGUUCAACGAGGAGUUCCUUAACAGGGUGCGCAUGAACACGAUAGCGGGCGAGCAGUGGUACCUGCCGGUGGCGUUCGCGCGCUACGCUCAGUUCGCGCACCCGCGCUUCGUGGACGCGGCCGGAGCUCGCCCGCAGCAGAACACGGGCCGCUUCAACGAGCGCCAUCGCCACGUGCUGGCCUUCUACAAGGCGGACUACGACACAGCGCUGGAGCAGUGGCAGCGCACGCGCAGCUCGGAGGUGCGCGGCGCGGCGGAGGUGCUCGCGCACGGGCCACUCCUGACGCUGAGCGCGCCCGAGCCGGCGCUGCUGUUGGCGCCGCAACCGCCGCCCUGCGCCGCGCUCUGGCGGGAGGCGGGGCGGGAGGCGGGGCGGGAGGCGGGGCAGGAGACGGGGCAGGAGGCGGGGCGGGAGGCGGGGCAGGAGCGGCUGGCGUGCCUGCAGCGCGCGCGCGACGCCGGGUUCGCGGAGCUGGACCUGGGCGCGCGACACGCCCUCGCCAAGCUGCUGCUGGAGACGCAGGCGGAGCUGGAGUGACCUCCACA
Messenger RNA from Papilio machaon (common yellow swallowtail), 2552 nucleotides. RefSeq names its product chondroitin sulfate synthase 2 (gene Chpf). The transcript is spliced from 10 exons. The coding region runs from base 190 to 2544 and encodes 784 amino acids. The record is from RefSeq and is a predicted model, not a curated record. Gene Ontology annotation, molecular function: glucuronosyl-N-acetylgalactosaminyl-proteoglycan 4-beta-N-acetylgalactosaminyltransferase activity. NCBI's taxonomy places the organism in Eukaryota, Metazoa, Arthropoda, Insecta, Lepidoptera, Papilionidae. Gene Ontology annotation, cellular component: Golgi cisterna membrane.